GGUAGGUACAAUUCUUGAAUUAGGAAAAUGAAUCUUGGUUGUGCUACAUAAUUAGGUGAUUAUAAGUUCGUCGAGAUCCCCCAGCCUCCUUUCAGUCUCAACUUCCAUUUUCUUUAUUCCCUGCCUAAUAGACUUCAUCAGAAAGUUGGGAAACAUAAAACACACGAUGGCAGAUUCUUCUGAGUUUCAGCAGUACGAGUCAUCGACCUAUUGGGUCGCACCAGCCAGAAAUUUCCGAACCUCUGCGCGACUCCAUCUACAACAUCUUCUAUUCCAAAACACACUUGGCUAUCUUCUAGAGCCUCGAGUUCAAGGCUCCAUCUCAAGCUCAACGCAGUCGGAAUUGAAAGUCGCCGAUCUUGGAUGUGGCAAUGGCGUCUGGCUGAGCGACCUGGAUGAAGAGCUCUCUCGGAAGGGCAUAUCCGCGAGUUUGGAUGGCUAUGAUGUCAAUCCAAUUAACUUUCCAGCGCCUGCCCAUCUUCCACAGUCAAUAACAGUGAAAAAGCUUGAUGUUUUGGCGAGACCACUACCCCAAGAGAUCACAGGUGUCUAUGAUAUUGUCCACGUGCGGGCGUUUACUAGCAUCAUAGUCAACGCGGAUCUUGAUCCAUUAUUGUCUACUGCACUAGCCUUAUUGAAGCCAGGAGGAUGGCUUCAAUGGGAAGAGUUGCGAGCCGAUAGAUACCUUGUCGAGUCGCCUUCUCCAGAAAUCUCAAAGUCUGCUUGCGAAACUCUUGUACAUAUCGUACAGGCAGGUGGGAAAGCAAGGGGCGCAACAUACGAGUUCCUGGGAGAGCUGGACCAGCAUCUAAAGCAGUAUGGCUUCACCGACGUCCAUAUGCAGACGACCGACACACGAAAGAGGGAUUGGAAAGCCUGGACUGAGGAUUAUUUGAUGAUCUGGGAGGAACUCUCCGUAUUCUUCCCACCCAAGGCAAAACAGCCCCAGGCACCCAUGACGAGAGAGUCUUGGAUAGACUUGUUUGCAAAGGCCGUUCAGGAAACGGAAGAGGGCGUUGCAGUGCACAAUGGGAGCGCCGUAACCGUGGUUGGACGCAAGGCCGCAUGAUGAUUUCCUACAUGAUGUUUAACGACUAGACCUAAACUUGACCUUAUGGGUGUCCACAAGUUCCAAUAGAGACCGUUCUCAAUUUGUCCCUAAAUAACGCCUACGGUUAAUUUUCUUUUAAAGUCAGGUUUUAUGUCUUUUGACAAUAUAAGAGUGUUUAUGGUAAUGUCAUUAUAGUUAUAAGUAACGAUAGACAAUCC
Messenger RNA from Annulohypoxylon maeteangense, 1269 nucleotides. RefSeq lists its product as uncharacterized. The coding region runs from base 167 to 1069 and encodes 300 amino acids. The transcript has a single exon. The record is from RefSeq and is a predicted model, not a curated record. Lineage: Eukaryota; Fungi; Ascomycota; Sordariomycetes; Xylariales; Hypoxylaceae.